AUGCAUCUCGACGCCAUCCUUGCAGUCCUCGCGCUGAGCGCUGGCCACGUCAGCGCGUCAAUCUUCGGAGGGCCCGCGCUCAAUGCGAGCUGCAGGAGCGUCGUCUACAAGGGCCCGAUGGGCUCGUCCCUGGACGCGUUCCGGCAGGCCAAGACGGCGUUUGCCCUCGAGGACCUCUGCUUCGUCGAGGAAAUUGUGCCCAAGCUCCUCUCGUCGCCGCGCCUGCUCUACUACCCCAAGCACGACGCAUCCUCGCCGCGCACGUGCCUCUUGCCAGGUUUGCCCCCACCGCAGGUGUUUACAGAGGGUCCUGUGACGCCGGACGCGAUCGUCGCGUUCGUCAACCGCCAUGCCCACACGUUCCGCGCCCUCGAUGGCUCGCUGCAGCCGAUCGCUGCGACCGUCAACGCCCUCGAGUCGAAUCGAUUUACGGUUCCACGGUCGACCUCGGACCGCUCGUGCAAGGUCGUCGACGCCAGUGAGAUGACAACCGCUCGUUUCCAGGACCACGUCCUCCGCAACGAGCCGCUCAUCAUUCGAAACGCAGCGACCAGCGCGAUGCAAAGCCCGGCGUGGUCGACGGAGCGUCUCCUCGAGCGCAUCGGGCGCAACGACGUCCAUGUCAAGGUGUCGCCGACGGGCGACUUUGAGGGCUGCGAGCCGCUUGCGUGGUGGUCAGCGGCUGAUGACGUGGCGAUCCCAGACUUUGUCGCUUCCCACCUCGAGUCGCCCGACCGCGUCCUUGUCCGGCCGGCCGCCGCCAACAUGCCAUUUGCCGCCUUUGUUGACAAGCUACGGCGUGCGACCAACUCGUCGACGUCGUACUACCUCGAGUACCUCUCGCUCACGACCUAUGUGCCCGAGCUCCUCGCCGACAUUCCGUCGUACGCGUGGGCCGACUUUUUGAAGCUCGAAGUCCAAAACCUCUGGUUUGGCGACGGCAAAAGCGUGGGUAAACUGCACUUUGACGCGUAUGAAAACAUCAUGGUCAUGGUCGCGGGCUCGAAAGAGUUUGUGCUCAUCGAUCCAUCCGACAAUCGGCGGCUCUAUGAAGGUCACAUCCGCGAGGCGCAGUACGAUAUCGACGACGACGGCGUCUUUCAUCGCACGCGCCUCCUGCAGUCGACCUCGAUGGUCAACAGCCCCGUCGACAUGAACAACCCAAGCGACAUGCGCAAGUACCCGCGCUUUCAGGACACCACGCCGCUGCGCUGCAUCAUCCACGAAGGUGACGCGCUCUUCCUCCCGUCGUUUUGGUGGCACGAGGUCAAGUCGUCGCCAGCCGUGAACGAGCCGCGCAACGUGGCCGUCAACUUUUGGUACACGCCUGUGUACCAGCGCGGCUUUCCGUGCCCGACAUGUGCGCUGACGUUCAACACGCACGCGUAUGCAUCGCUGCUUUCGCGCGCCCCGGCCAAGGACGAGCUGUAACGCCAUACAUG
This is a messenger RNA of Saprolegnia parasitica CBS 223.65, 1442 nucleotides long. RefSeq lists its product as hypothetical. The coding region runs from base 1 to 1431 and encodes 476 amino acids. NCBI's taxonomy places the organism in Eukaryota, Oomycota, Saprolegniomycetes, Saprolegniales, Saprolegniaceae. The record is from RefSeq and is a predicted model, not a curated record. Gene Ontology annotation, molecular function: 2-oxoglutarate-dependent dioxygenase activity. The transcript is spliced from 6 exons.